AUGGCCUGUAGACCACAAGAAGUUUUCUUGUUCAAAGACUCAGAACUUCCCUCUCACCUUCAUGCCCAGCUCAACAUCCUCCGGCAGGAGCGUAUCCUGACAGACGUCCUGCUCUGCACGGAGCAUCAGGAGAUUCCCUGCCACAAGAAUGUCCUAGUGUCCAGCAGCCCGUACUUCCGAGCCAUGUUCUGCAGCAACUUUCUGGAGAGCAGUCAGGCCCGAGUGAAUCUAAAGGGAAUCUCUUCGGAUGUCCUUACUGGCAUCGUGGACUAUGUCUACACAGGCUGCAUCAAUAUCACCAUGGACAUUGUUCUUCCUCUCAUGCAGGCAGCAUCCAUGCUUCACUAUGGGGGUCUUUUUGAGGCCUGUUCCAUGUUCCUGCAGGAGCAGCUGAGUCCAGAAAACUGUCUGAGCAUGAUACGGCUCUCUGAGAUCCUUCACUGUGAAAGUUUGAGGGAGAGGGCUAAGGAGAUGGCUGUGAGGUGUUUCUCUGAUGUCGCUGCUACAGAGGACUUCAGCGAGUUGACUCUUCAAGAGCUUAUGUGUUACCUAGAGGACGACCGACUUUGUGCUGAGGAGGAGCAAGUGUUCGAGACACUCCUUGCGUGGAUCCACCAUGACCCCUUCUCAAGACGCGGUGCAAUCCAUGACCUCUUCAAAAGAGUCCGCCUUCGCUACAUUCAUCCAACUUACCUCUUCCAGUUUAUCGCCAAUGACCCAUUGGUGCAGUCUUCCACCCUGUGUACUGAGAUCAUCGAUUCAGUGCGUCGCCUUAUGCUCACAGUCAGCACCAAGUGUAGCCAGGAGCUCAAGCCACUUUGGACCACACCAAGACGCUACACCUGUAGGGAAACACUGGUGGUGGUGGGGGGACGCAAAAACAAUGAACAGACCUCCAGAGAAGCCCUGCUGUACGAUGAAAGGACUCAUCGUUGGCAGUGGUUGGCCAAGCUCCCCUUGCGUCUUUACAAAGCUGCAUAUGUGUGCAUUCAUAGCAUCUUGUAUGUGCUUGGUGGGCUCAGCCUCUGUAUGACAUUAGGUGAUAGCUCAGUCAGCGCCACAGUUUACACACUCUCCCUAAAGACCAACCAGUGGCGGACAGCUGAGCCCAUGUUGGAGCCAAGAUAUGCCCACCAAAGUGUUUCCUAUCUGCACUUUAUUUUCGUAUUAGGAGGCAUCGGGGAAGACAAGAGAAUCUCUCAGUCAGUAGAAAGAUAUAACAGUAUGUUUAACCAAUGGGAGGCAAUGGCACCAAUGCCCACAGCAGUGCUGCAUCCAGCUGUAGCAGCCAGUGAUCAGAGGAUCUAUGUUUUUGGAGGGGAGGACGCAAUGCAGAAUCCAGUCAGGCUGAUUCAGGUGUAUCACAUCUCUCGCAACACGUGGUCCAGACUAGAGACGAGAACUGUGAAAAACGUUUGUGCUCCUGCUGCUGUCAUUGAAGACAAGAUCUACAUCAUAGGAGGAUACACCAGGCGAAUGAUCGCCUAUGACACGAAGACAAACAAAUUCUUCAAGUGUGAGAACCUGAGGGAGAGGCGGAUGCAUCACAGCGCCACAGUGAUCAACAACAAGCUCUACAUCACCGGUGGACGCAUCCUAAACAGCCAGGAUGUCAUUGAGGACUCAGACUGUUUCGAGUGUUAUGACCCGAAGACAGACGUUUGGACCUCAAAAGGUUCUUUGCCAUACAAGCUAUUUGACCAUGGCUCCCUACCGCUAGUCUGUGUGUCCAAUAGACCAAACCCACCAUGACCCACCAUCCUGUUAGUCACUUUGCAAAUACUCUGCUACAUUUUCCUCGACUCCCUUUUGCCAAGACUGAUUGGCCUCUAACUACACAAAUGGGAAACCAUUUCGGACUGGCUGCAUUCCUUCACGUAGCUCAGUCUCUGUCACAACUUAGCGGCAUGUUAAGCCAGGAGGACUUUCACUGAAUCACAGGGGAGCCUAACUGAACACCAGAGGUGUAAUUUCUGAGGCACCUGGUAUUGAAUUUAACUGUGAAUCCAAGAGAUGACGAGUGGCAGACACACUUACAUAACAAGCAGCUGGUCAGGCACACAUACUCCAAAAGCUUUUUUCAGCCGCGCUUGCUUGAUGGUAACUAAGAGUGUUAAUGCUUGAAUUUCACAGACAUUUAUACACAGCAUAUCAAUGCCUAGCAGCUGUAGGAGACUUCCCUAUUAACAGUUUAAUUCAUAGAGAAUGACAUGCCUGGCUGCUUUCUGAAACUCUACUUGUCAUAAAAGCCCAAAAAAGAGCUGAUAGCUUAUUGAUUUGCACACAGAAAAAAAAAACAUUCCUGCUUUUAUCAGAGUGCACUAAGGAAAACAAUUGGGAUAUGGACUUAUUGGUUUGAGUUUUUUGAUAAUUUUCUGAGUCUUGUUUCUCUAAUGUGAAUAUUUCUUUCUUUCUGACUGUUAUACGACAGCAAAUUGAAUUUCUCUGGGUUGUGUAAAUAAGAAGACUUUAAAUGAUGUCAACCUGGGCUCUGGUAAACACUAAUUGGCAUUUUUUAAUAUUUUCCUAUGUUUUAUGACCAAAUAUCUGAUCAAGGAUUUAAUAUAACAGUUAAUACAUUGACAAUGAAAAUAAUGUUUUUUAUUUCUUUAUGAAGUGGUAUAAAAAAAUGAUAUUUUGGAGUCAAAGAGCUUUGAACAUAAACAUUUAAGUGGUUCAGUGGGGGUUUACUUUGAAUUUCUCCAAGAAAAAGGCUUUGCAGGAAGCUACAAUGAUGUAAGGACAUGUGACAACUCUGCCUUCCAGCAGUAGCGUGUGGUGGUAAGAGGAUGCAAUGACCUACUAAAGGCGACUAUGGCUGAUAAUGGCAAUGGAAAGGGUCUGCAGCCACUACAGCCCUCAAUGCAUUUGUGACAUACUAAUGGUUAACUUUAACUCGCUAACCACCACUGAUCUGAAAUGUAUUCAUCCAAGGGAAUCAAAAUCUAUAAUCAAUCUAUUUGAAACCUAUGUUCUGCCAUCUUUGCCCUGUGACCCUCCUGUCCAUCAUGAAAAAAAUAUAUAAUGCUGCGACCCAUGAAAACGUGCCAUGCAAUAAUUACCAACCAAUUUACCAUGUUCACACGUUUGCCAAUUACAUUUAACAUUAUGCUAAAGGUGGGAAGCUAAAUGCUUUGAUAUUUUCAAGCUGCGGUGUUCCAGGUU
Molecule: messenger RNA, 3165 nt
Organism: Labrus bergylta (ballan wrasse)
Lineage: Eukaryota; Metazoa; Chordata; Actinopteri; Labriformes; Labridae
Gene: klhl38a
Product: kelch-like family member 38a
Molecular function (GO): protein binding
Source: RefSeq, a predicted model, not a curated record